AUUGUGUGCGGAACUGUCCUCCUUUUCUCAUUGCAUGUAGUUAAAACCUGAUUCACUAUCUAUUUAUCAGUGUGCAUAUGAAAAAUUGAUAUCUGAUUAAUCAAGCCUCGUGUUGCGCCACUAAGCACGCACACGGUCCCUAAUGAUGUGCUUGAAUUAUGAUAUGAUAUGAUUUGAUUGUUAAGUACAUGUACAGUAUAAACCAGCCCCUAGCCAUAUGUGUGUAUAAUAUGGAGUAUUACAUAUGCACGAUUAUAUCAUGUUUCUUCAGGGCCGGCCCUUGGGUAAGGCGACCAAGGCGACCGCCUAGGGCACCACUUUCGCUUGGGGCACCAAAAUUUUUAUAUAUUUAAUAUAUAUACCCUUAUAUAGAUGUGUUUUUUUAUUUAAGAUUAAAAAUUAAUUCAAAAUACAAAUCAAUAAAUAUAUUUGAGACACCAAAUUAAUUUAAAAAUAUAUUAAAUUAAAUAUUUCAAAACUAUUUAUAAAAUUUUAAGUCAAACUUAAAUUUAAUAAAUACCAAAAGACUUAUUUUUGAGAAAAAAUUUAUUUGAAAAAAUAGUAAAAGAAGUGCACGCUCUAUCAAAAACUAAAAGAGAGGUAAACUAUCAAAAAGACAUAUGUGAAUACAAUAAACUAUUGGAUCGGCUAUUGGGUUGCUCUGGCUCUUGAUAGGACUUAGGAGUUAUCACUGAAGAGACUUUCAUCUGCUUAGAAGAUGAAGCGUCAUCAAUUAUCAGGUUAUCAGAAAAGGCAAAAGAAAUUGAAAUCGAUGGAAGCAGAUAAAUUGCAAAUGGGCUCACUGCACAAGUUUUUUGGGAAAAAGAACUCCAAAAAUACUAAUGUUGGGGUUUCUAAUGAAGAUGCAGAUGUUAGAGAAGAGGCUGAAAAUGAGGGGACCCAUGUUGAACUUGAGCCAGAGAUUGAAAUCGAAGAGCAAAUUGAAAAUGCUACAAUUGGGCUUGUUGAGAAUGAUGCGGAAGAUGUUGAGGAAGAAAACACAAAUAAUACAAUCAAUUAUGAUCCCGGAACUUGGAAGAACAUUGAUCUUAAACGCAAUGUAGCCAAGUCAAAUUUUGCAGAAGAUGGAAUUGAUGAUUGGCACAAUCUUCCUGCUAAGUUAAAAUCUCAUGAAAGUAGUAAUGAUCAUCUUGUAAAUAUGAGUGCUUGGAUUGAGUUAGAGGUGAGGAUGGAGAAAAAUGAAACAAUUGAUAAGAUUGAACAAGAUCGAAUCAAAAAAGAGAUAGAGCGCUGGAAAAAAGUCCUAGUUAGGAUAAUUGUUGUGGUAAAAACUCUUGCUUGCAAUAAUUUAGCAUUUCGAGGAGAUGAAGAGAAAAUUGGUAAACGCAAGAAUGGGUUGUUUUGUAAAUUUAUUGAGAUGCUUGCACUAUUUGAUUCAAUAAUGGAAGAGCAUAUUCGAUUAGUUAAAGAAGGUAUAUUUAACCUAAAGAAGCACCUGUCUAGUGAUGAUGAGAUGUUAAAAUCUUGUUGUAUGAAGCUUGAAGAAUAUCUUAAACAUGAUAUGCGAUCUGAUAUUGUUGGUGCAGAAUUGUUUAAUGAAUUGCUGGUACUACGAAUGGUUAUAUCUGAUGAGAUAACAAAAUCCAUUGAUGUGCUUAAUUAUUUAAGCUCUAGUUCAAGACAGAUAAAUUAUCCAAAUGCCUGGAUUACUUAUAGGAUCGUUGUGACUAUUCCUGUUACAGUCGUAGAGGCGGAAAGAACUUUUUCUAGGUUGAAGCUGAUCAAAUCUUAUCUUCGCUCUUCGAUGUCUCAAGAUAGACUUAAUGGAUUAGCUUUAUUGUCCAUUGAAAGUGAGAUGGCAGAUUCCCUAAAUUAUGAUAAAAUUAUAGAGAGAUUUAUAUCUCAAAAGCCAAGAAAAAAGUUUCAAAAUCAAUGAUGGCUAAGGAGGUUGAAAAUUUCAGAAUUGAAGACUACAAGAAACUCAGCUUGUUAUUUUUAUUCAAGUAAGUUAUAUAACUGAUUUUAUCGAAUUUGUGAUGAUCAAAAUAUAAGAAACCAAGGCUUAAAUGUGAUGCAUUCUUAUUCUUUUGUUUCAUAUAGAAGUUAUAUACUAUUUUUAAUUAACAGAUGUGUAAAAAAAAAUAAGAUACAAAAAUGCAGGGCACCAUUUUCCAUUCUCGCCUAGGGCACCCAAAUCCCUAGGGCCG
Molecule: messenger RNA, 2168 nt
Organism: Daucus carota subsp. sativus
Lineage: Eukaryota; Viridiplantae; Streptophyta; Magnoliopsida; Apiales; Apiaceae
Exons: 2
Coding region: 719-1897 (392 amino acids)
Molecular function (GO): protein dimerization activity
Source: RefSeq, a predicted model, not a curated record